AUGAGAAAUGUCAUCGUUAAGUAUUUAUUCUACGGGUCCAUUAUAUUUGGGAUCUGGGCCGUUCUGUUAUUUAGUUGUUGUCACCAUAGGAAUAUUAACUUUUCAGACUCAGAAUUUCUUCAUGGAAUGUCACGAUAUGGAUUCAAUGUCGUUGUGAGUAGAAGGUUGGGCAAGAGGAGAGAUGUGCCUGAUUCAAGGAAUACGAUGUGUCUUAAAAAACAGUAUCCCAAAUAUCUGCCUACUGCCAGUGUGAUUAUUUGCUUCCGUAAUGAAGAAUUUAAUGCCCUGUUCCGGGUAAUAUCAAGUGUCAUGGACCUCACCCCACACUACAUCCUCGAAGAAAUUAUUUUAGUAGAUGACAAGAGUGAUUUCGAUGAUUUGAAAGAAAAACUGGACUAUCACCUGGAAGUUUUUCGAGGACAUAUUAAAUUUAUAAGAACCAAAAAGAGAGAGGGGCUGAUUCGCGCAAAGAUGAUUGGAGCGGCUCUUGCUUCAGGAGAUGUGCUGGUGUUCCUGGAUAGCCACUGUGAAGUGAAUAGAGGUUGGAUAAAGCCCUUGCUAUUUGCUAUCUCCAAAGACCCUACAAUGGUGGUAUUCCCUGUGGUCGAUAAUAUUGACCAUUUAACCCUGGAGUAUAUCCCCAUCCCUGUCAUGCGAGGAGCCUUUGACUGGACUCUACAAUUUAAGUGGGAUAUAGUCUUCUCCUAUGAGCAGGAGGGGCCCGAGGGACCCACUACACCAAUCAGGUCACCUUCAAUGCCUGGAGGAAUUUUUGCUAUCCAUAAGCAUUAUUUUAAUGAAAUUGGACAAUAUGACAAUGGCAUGUAUCAUUGGGGAGGAGAAAAUUUGGAACUUUCACUAAGGAUCUGGAUGUGUGGAGGCCAACUCUUUAUUAUACCUUGCUCUCGAGUAGGGCAUAUCAGUAGGAUGUAUUUCACAGAUCAUUUUUUAAUGGUAAAAUCCAUGAUAUACAACAAUCUAAGACUUGUGCAUGUUUGGCUGGAUGAAUAUAAGGAGGUGUAUUUCGCACAAAACCCUGGUGUGAAAUCAGUGAGGUAUGGGAACGUUAGUGAACGUGUGGAGUUGAGGAAACGACUGGGCUGCAAGUCCUUCCAGUGGUAUUUGGAGAAUGUCUUCCCAGAGUUAGAAACAGCUGUGGACAACGCAUGA
Messenger RNA from Echinops telfairi (small Madagascar hedgehog), 1170 nucleotides. It is a transcript of the gene GALNTL5, whose product is annotated as polypeptide N-acetylgalactosaminyltransferase like 5. Lineage: Eukaryota; Metazoa; Chordata; Mammalia; Afrosoricida; Tenrecidae. Gene Ontology annotation, biological process: spermatid development. The coding region runs from base 1 to 1170 and encodes 389 amino acids. Gene Ontology annotation, cellular component: Golgi apparatus. The record is from RefSeq and is a predicted model, not a curated record. The transcript is spliced from 8 exons.